Molecule: messenger RNA, 1841 nt
Organism: Paramacrobiotus metropolitanus
Lineage: Eukaryota; Metazoa; Tardigrada; Eutardigrada; Parachela; Macrobiotidae
Exons: 5
Coding region: 229-1461 (410 amino acids)
Source: RefSeq, a predicted model, not a curated record
GAUGGGUUUUUCUAUUUUUUUCGUCAAAUCCAGUUUUCAUCCCGUUCCGUCCCUACAAGGUUGCCAGAACGAAUUUUCGUCAUGGGCUUCCUUGAUUAAAUUGAAAGUGUAAUUGCUUACUGUUUGGAUUUUGGAUGGAUUAGUCUUCUUUUUACGAAAGCCGACUGUUGUAUUCCACCGAAUUUCCGAAAGUUUAUCGCUUUAUAUACGGCCCUCAAACAUUGCGAAAUGAGGGCUUUCUCAGAAUACUUUUUAAUUGCGGCAGCCAGUUUAAUAGGUUGUGCCAAAGGCACUAAGAUCACGAGCGACAGUGAACUGGGCCCACAGAACUUUGUUCUGCCUACUGCUAAUAUUAUAUUGAAAUGCACCGGAGGUAGUGGACUUAUUUGGAAGUACGAGGAUGGAUCAUUACCCGAGGGGGCGAAGAUCCAGGCACCCUCGACCCAGGAUCAGUCGUCUGUGCUGGAGCUCAUUUUGAGUCCGAUUCGACAUAAUGGCGGCGCCUACAGUUGUAUAGAUAACGCCAAAAACAAGGACACAAUCAACCUGAAUGUUGUUAGUGCCAAAUCGUUAUACGCUGAUCCAGUGGUAGGAAACGGAACAGUUGAUACCACACUUCGUUGCCAUCAGCGCUUCAGUCCUCUGUUUCCAUUGAUCUGGACAUUCCCGAAUGGCAGUGAAAUAAUACCAGGAAACUACUCAAAAGGAGACAACCGCGUUAGCGUUAACGCACCAGAAAAGGGUUCAGCGUUACAUCUUAGAGUUGCCUCUAGGAGAGACAUCGAGUUAGGGAAUUAUGAGUGCAGGCUGAAUACUAGCGGCUCCACCCUUCCUGCGGAAAUCAUUGCACAACUGAAUGAAAUAAAGACAUCUGUGAAUUACGAAGCUAAACCUGAUGUAAAGUUCGAAGGCUCGCAGCAGAAAUCCAAGAGUGCCACAAAAGGAGAACCGUUUGUCUUGAAAUGCAUCGUUGAGGGACACAAUGAUACGGUCAAAUUUGUGAAGAUGAAUGAGGAGACUAAGGAGAACACUACACUCCUGGAAGGCCCUGUUAGCAGCUUACAGCUGUGCGAAGGAAGCAAUGAUGAGUACUGCAUUCCAGGUUCCACUUAUAAAGUUAGCCAGCAGGAAGUGCGAGCGAACGAUACUGGAAAGUUACACAGCGUAACAAUCUCAAUGCACAUCACCGAAACCAAGGACGAAGAUCGAGGAGAGUAUAUCUGCAUAGCUAAGAACAGUGCUGGUGAACACCGUGCCAGCACGACCCUUCGCGUGAAAGAUAAGCUGGCUGCUUUGUGGCCUUUCUUGGGGAUUGUUGGUGAAGUCGUCCUGCUUUGUCUUAUUAUUUUCUGCUACGAGAAGCGACGAAACAAGGCGGCCGAUGAUGAAGAUGAGAAUGAGCCCAUGAAAGCAGAAGUCCACGAAACGCGAGAGACGAACGUUCAACGACGUGGAAAAUGAAUGGAGGCAUCGGAGCGCAGAGAGUAAAUCCAGAAUAUCAGAAGUUUUUAACUCUUUUGCUCUUGUGAAUGAUAUCAUUGAUAUGAUAUGGCCGCCACACAGAGGUCCAUAUCGGUUGCUUCUUCCGUGAUUUCUUAUACAGUCCUUCGCGUCUAUAAUUUAAUCGUGUUGUUGGUACCCAUUUGUUUCCUGUGCCAGACAGUGAACAGUAACACUGAUUAGUCGUUUUUGUUUUUCACCUUCAUUUCAGUUUGUUUUAGCCAUUUUAAUAAUUAACGUUUUAACUGCUUGUUUCUUUUUGUCUUUGAAGAGUUUCCGAGAGUUUGUGUUGGUUUUUCUUCCUGUAACAGAAAAGAAUUGUAUAAAAUUACCGUUCAAGA